AUGGCCCCAAGCAGUGCCCCCAGCCCAACUCCAAUGGCUCCCACAGGCAUCACAACCAGAACAAGCCAGAAAACAACAGCCAGUAAACCUUUGCUGUCAUUCAGUAAGAGCCCGGAAGACCACACUAUAGGCACCGGGACUCUAACUGACAUCAACAGCACUGCAACAGCAAGAAAACUCCUCACCACCCACGGCCUCACCAUCCCGGUAGCAGGAAAUGCACUCAAAGAGAUCACGGCAGCCCUAUUUGAACUGAGCUUGACCCCUAACACAGGAGCCACCCUCACAGAAAUACUACGGUCCUUUGCAUUCAUCCUCCACGAGGCCAGCCAAACCUAUGACAUAAACAACAUACUAACCAAAGUCGACUCACUAAUCAAAAACCCAAUUGAAAAACUAGAAAACAAUGUCAAGGCACUAACACAACUUGUAGAAAUGCAGAAGACAACCAUGGAAGAAACGGUAAAAGAGGUACACAAUCAAAUGAAUAUGUCCCCAGAAGGAAUAGAGAAAGCACUAGAAUCAGCGAUCCAAAAGACUAACCAACAAUCAAGGCUGCAAACAGAGCUCAGAGGGUCUGAAGGACCUAGAACUUAUGCAGAUGCGAUCAAAGCAGGAACUCCUGCUCAACUGACCAAAAUUCUUGCCCGCAAUGAAGCUCAAACACGUCAAAUACUCAUCGACAGAAGAUCCCUCCUGUCCCCCAAUUCUCUCAGAGACCUAACGGAGUCCCAGCUGGUCACAAAGGCGUCCAUGGCCCUAGAACUAAUGACUCAACAGAACAUCGAAUACCCGCAAGACCUCUCCUUCAUUUCAGCAAGAAGGCUCCCACAUGGAGGAAUUCUCUAUGAACUCAACACCAAGGAGUCAGCUGAAUGGUUCAACACCCCCGCCAACAAGAGCAACUUUCUAGAAUUCUACGGUACUAACGUAACAAUCAAAGACAGAUUCUUCCAUGUUCUAAUGGAAAAUGUACCAAUCUCAUUCGUCCCCAACAACCCAGCAGCUUUAGCGGUGUAG
This is a messenger RNA of Suillus bovinus, 1020 nucleotides long. RefSeq lists its product as uncharacterized. The coding region runs from base 1 to 1020 and encodes 339 amino acids. The transcript has a single exon. NCBI's taxonomy places the organism in Eukaryota, Fungi, Basidiomycota, Agaricomycetes, Boletales, Suillaceae. The record is from RefSeq and is a predicted model, not a curated record.